AAAUAUAACACCCUUACUUGUAUCAUUGCACGGGUUGGCACAUCCACAUGGCAACUUAAUGAAUUUUUGGAGGGUGUUUCUGUCGUUAGGUAUCACAGAUGCCAAAAUAUGAGAAGUUAGGACUUUGGAUAACAAUGUAGCAUAUUGAAUCAUAGUAUUUUAAAGCUUCCUACCAAAAUUCUGCUUACGCGGUUUCAUGAUCGGUGCCCAAGCUAGAGUAAAAGACGAGGGUUGAGGUAGGUUGACAGUCUUUGUCGAAUUAUGUGACAUAAAUCCUAUCAUAAAAAGGCUGACGAAUUUGAAAUCCAACAGAAUUCCGAAGUAUUUAAGAUUAUGAUGCAGAUUAGAAACUGCAAUAAAGGACAGUUCUCUAAGUUCAUCCCAAUAAAUUCUCCCAACUCCUGCUAAUUAGUCAAGAAAUUAUGCCUGUCAAUAUUUUCAAACUAAAAGCUCCUUUGUUUUGGCUUAGAUUUCUCCUCAAAAGCCUUUGUCAUGCACAUUUUCUACUGAGGAGAAUUACUUGUCCUCAAGAAUCCGAAUCGAAAUUUCAAAAGUAUUCUUGUUUUUCCCAUAAACAAGGUGAGCCUUUGGAUGCAACUUUGAUCUUUCAUAUGGAGGAAGCACUGUUAAAGUCGUCGUCUCUAUUUCCUUACUUCAUGCUGGUGGCGUAUGAAGCCGGUGGCCUCAUACGAGCUCUAGUUCUUUUUCUUUCCUAUCCAUUUGUUUGUCUAUUUAGCAAGGAAAUUGGGAUCAAGAUUAUGGUUUUAAUAUGUUUCUGUGGGAUAAAGAAAGCAAAUUAUCGGCUCGGAAGAUCUGUUCUGCCUAAGUUCUUUCUUGAAGAUGUCGGUUGUGAAGGCUUCCAAGUUGUGAUGAAGUACAAGAAAAAGGUAGCAGUGAGUGAUAUGCCUAAUGUGAUGGUUGAAGGAUUUUUAAGGGAUUGUUUGGAUGUAAAAGCUGUUGUUGGAAGAGAUUUGAAGGUGGUUUUGGGUUAUUAUGUGGGCUUAAUGGAGGAAAAGAGAGACUUGAAUAUUGUUAUGAAUGAGAUAAUUGGACAGGAAAAUAUGAAUCCUCUUCUAGUUGGUUUUGGUUCAGCCAACAAGUGUCUUAAUCAGCAAAUUUUUCCUCAUUGCAAGGAGGUAUAUUUGGUAACUUCAGCUGAGAAGACGGGCUGGCGAAUACUUCCACGGGGAAAUUAUCCAAAGCCAUUAAUUUUCCAUGAUGGAAGAUUGGCCUUUAGGCCGACGUAUUCUGCUACAUUGUCUAUGUUUGUAUGGUUACCAUUUGGUUUUCUCCUUAGCGUCAUUAGGCUGUUUGUCGCCUCAUUUCUACCUUACAAAGUAGCCAUCCCAAUCUUGGCCUUUUCCGGGAUGGUAGGUUCGGUAUCUAGACGACGUUCCAUAGAUCCCACGAUCUGGGAGGCAAAAACCCAAGGUGUAGUUUAUGUAUCGAAUCACAGAACACUUCUGGAUCCAAUCUACAUUUCAUUGGCACUCAUGAAACCAGUCAUUGCUGUUACGUACAGUAUAAGCAGAAUAUCGGAGCUUCUCUCACCGUUAAAAAGCAUUCGACUAACUAGGGAUCGAGCAAAGGACUUAAAAGUAAUGGGGGAAGUUCUUUCCCAUGGAAAUAUUGUAGUUUGCCCUGAGGGAACCACUUGCAGGGAACCAUAUCUGCUGAGGUUUAGCCCUUUGUUCGCUGAAUUGAGCGACGAUAUAGUUCCAGUUGCCCUCGACUCAAAGGUGAGCAUGUUUUACGGAACAACUGCAAGUGGAUACAAAACUUUAGAUCCUCUAUUCUUUCUCUUGAAUCCUCGUACGAUUUACACUGUCAAUUUUCUCGAGAAGUUACCAAAAUCCCACGCGUGUACCAGUGGUGAAUUAUCGAAGUUUGAAGUGGCCAAUUAUGUGCAGAAUGGGAUAGCAAAAGCCUUGGGAUUUGAAUGCACAAACCUUACAAGGAAAGAGAAGUAUAUGCUUUUAGCAGGUAAUGAAGGGACUCUCUGAAAAUUGAAACAAUCAACUAUUACUGAUGUCUACAAGUACAUUCUGCAAAAAGAAAAACUAUUCGAGUUUAUUAUUAUCAUCAUCAUCAUCAUCAUCAUCAUCAUCAUCAUCAUCAUAAUCAUCAAAAUUUCGUGAAAUCAUAAGUAAAAAUGCACGUUAACAUGUUGCACGUUAGUAUCAAUAAUGCCGUAACAUGUGAAUUUUCGACACUUCCAGCAUUUAUAGAGGUACGAAAAGUUGGACUUUUUAGCGUUUGAAAAUUAUACGAAAUCGAUGAAAGAUGACAGAUUCUUUCCCAUGUUGUUA
Molecule: messenger RNA, 2309 nt
Organism: Olea europaea var. sylvestris
Lineage: Eukaryota; Viridiplantae; Streptophyta; Magnoliopsida; Lamiales; Oleaceae
Product: probable glycerol-3-phosphate acyltransferase 3
Exons: 2
Coding region: 423-2003 (526 amino acids)
Biological process (GO): cutin biosynthetic process
Cellular component (GO): membrane
Molecular function (GO): glycerol-3-phosphate 2-O-acyltransferase activity; phosphatase activity
Source: RefSeq, a predicted model, not a curated record